This is a messenger RNA of Aedes aegypti (yellow fever mosquito), 4593 nucleotides long. Its product is annotated as DENN domain-containing protein 1A. Lineage: Eukaryota; Metazoa; Arthropoda; Insecta; Diptera; Culicidae. Gene Ontology annotation, biological process: endocytic recycling; endocytosis. The coding region runs from base 721 to 3555 and encodes 944 amino acids. Gene Ontology annotation, cellular component: cytosol; intracellular membrane-bounded organelle. Gene Ontology annotation, molecular function: phosphatidylinositol phosphate binding; guanyl-nucleotide exchange factor activity. The transcript is spliced from 9 exons. The record is from RefSeq and is a predicted model, not a curated record.
GUCCCACUACAAACAAACCGCCUGUGUUUUCGUAGUGCUCGUCGUCGUGUUCGUUUCGUUUUCGUUCACCACUCACUCAUUCAGUACUUCGAUUCGCGACGCGACGAACGCAAGUCGUUUUUGUAGUAAAAGGCGACAACGACGACUUUCGGCCGGAGUGCUUUUAGUUGUGAGCUCUGUAGUAAAAAUCGCAAAGGCUUGCUGCGACGAGUGGUGUGUGUAGAAAAUUUUCGCACUGCUUCUUCCUGCCUACUCUGAUCGGGUUGUUCUGUGCGGAUAUUUCUCGCGUUUUGGAAUCGAACGGGAAGAAAAAAAGAUGGAAGUUCUCUAGUGAUUAUUAUUCAUCGACGACGAAAAUAUGCUUUGAAAUCGUGUGAAAUCCCUUUGUGAAGAUCCCGAAGAAAAUCAGUGAGAGCAAAAUAAAGAGUGAUCCAACCCAUUCCAAUGCCAAUCAAAUUUUGUGGAAAAAUGAUGUAAAAAGGAAGGUUUCUUUUGUGAAUAAUAGGAAAAUAAGCUGCAUUUAAUACCAGUUUGCCCCAAAAAUAGUGAUAGUGAAAAAAAGCUUGAUUAGCAGUCCUAAAAACGAAGAAAACGAGAUUCACCUGUCAGCGGAGGCGCAGUGGUCUACGCCCCAUUUUUUUUCCAUCCUUGCCCAAGGAAAAAAAUAUUGCAGAUCAUAGUGUAGACAGAGGGACAAAUUUUUUCUCAGAAGGAAGUGCCAUGAACUCCCGAAUAAAGGAGGAUGUCAGCCGAUUGUUCGAGUACUGGUGCGAGAUUGCUCCUGGCGCUGCGACGACGCCGUCUUCGCCAAUUUCGGCAAGCCCAUCGACACAAAACGGGGACACCAGCGGUGGCAAAAACUCCGGCUACAUCGUUCAGAGCUUUCCGGAGUCGUUCAAGGAUGCCAAGGUGAUUGCCGAUAUCCCGGCGUUUGCGUUUCCAUGCUCCCUCGAAAGCAACCGGACAAUCCAGGUGCACUCGUUCGUCCUCACCAACAUCGACUCCAAGUGGCGGUUUGGAUUCUGCAGGCAUGAUCCAAAGUCCCCGACGGCGAUGGUCAUCGUCACCUACCUGCCCUGGCACGACACCUUCAUCCGGUUCCUGAACGUGUUGGCCGACGUGCGGAAAAACUCCCAGAGUGAGUUCGAGUCUUUCCUAGCGGAAGCGUACAACAAGGGCGUCCCGGAGCCGGGAGGAUGUCUCAAGUUGCAGUACGAUCGCCCCGUGCAGACCUUCGUCUUCCAGAGGCCCCAGCAGUUCCUUCUUCCCAGUAUACCGGAGAACCACAACCUCAACCUGUACUAUAACUUUGUGGACCCGAAAGCCAUGAUCGGUGUAUUCGCCGCGAUGCUGGCAGAGCGGCGGAUCAUCUUCAUGUCGCGCCGCCUGGACGUCCUGUCGUCCUGCAUCCAGGCGGCGAAUGCAUUCCUCUACCCGAUGGUGUGGCAGCACAUCUUCAUCCCGGUCCUGCCGAUGAAGAUGAAGGACAUCCUCGGGGCACCGAUGCCCUUCCUGAUAGGGAUCCCCGACGCGGUGUACAGGUCGCUCCGCAAGGAGGAGAUCGGUGACGUCGUCAUACUGAACUGUGAUAAGCGGACGCCGGACGCGCUGGAGACGCCGUUCGACGAUGUGAAAAACAUGCCACCGGAACUGGUCGCCUCGCUCAAGAAACACCUGGCCAACUCGACCGAACAUCGGGGGGACCGGGUAUCGAAGAUAUUUUUAGGUAUUUUAGUGCAAUUAAUUGGCGGCUACCGGGACGCGGUAAAGUUCAACGACAAGAUCACGUUCGAUCCGGAAACGUUUAUCGACACCCGACCGUCGCAUCUGAGGCCAUUCCUAACCAAAAUGCUGCAGUUGCAGAUAUUCCAGCAGUUCAUCGAGGAACGGCUGGACAUGUUGAACACCGGGCAGGGAUUUUCCGACGAGUUCGAAGUGGAGUGCUUCCGCUAUGCGGAAAAGUCCGGACGCAAGGUGAAACAAUACAAGGACCUGCUGAAAAAUUUUAAAGAUAAGGUUAAGGAAGGUGGCAAAGGAGUCAAAACGGCAUACAAAGGUCUGCGGUCGAAGUUUCGCGAAACGACACCCCCGAAGUCGAAGCUGGACAGCAGUAUCAACUCACACAUGUCCCAGUACGAUGUGGGUCAUCAGUCGGCACCGAACUCGCCCGUUUUCAACAAACGGCCCCAAACGAUUGCCCUGCCGGACGAUUCGUCCUACCAUCACGCCAACCAAAUGCUGACCCCUUCCAGUACUUCGCUGUACAACUCGCCGCACAUCGCCAUGAGCAAUAGUAGCCAUAACAAUUACAACACCAUUACCGGGUGCAGUAGCAGCAGCGCCAUGAACAACAAUUUCAACAGUAACAACAAUCACAAGUUGCACUCCAGCAGCUACACCUACAACACCAGCAGUAGCAGCGACGUGCGGAGUCCUUCGCUUAGCCUGAGUCCCACCAGUUCGAACUCGUCGUCGGAGAUGAAUCUGAUGCAGGAACUGCAGCACCUGGCGCUGUUCAAGUCCCCUGCGGUCAACCGAAAUCUCAAGCCGACGUACAGUCUGGACUCGCCGAAUCGGCCCGCAUCACGAACCGGGGCUCCGGUGAGUCCUCCCGGGGCCGGUUAUGGACUGCCUCGAAUACAAGAAGCUUCGGCACAACCGCUUCUACAGCUGGAUCUCCACAACGGAACACCGGAGAUGAACGGUCAACGAGGAUUCCACAACGUGGAAAACAACUACAACAACAACGAUCAAAACUUUGACCUUUCACCGGACAUGCCCUGUCCACCGGUGCCUCCGAGGCGCUUCCAAACGGCAGCCGAAGCCCUGGCCGCCAUCCAGAUUUCGCCCCCACCAAUGUCUCCCCCUUCGUCUUCCUCGUCGACCUCGGCGUCACCCUAUAGAAACUAUAACAACUUCCUAAACCACGCUGCCAUGAUGCAAUCGAAACCAAAUCAAUGCUCGAAACCGAACACGACCGGAUCGCCCUCAUCAAUCGUUAGUCAAUCACCACCACUCCCCUCGCCACCGCCACCGCCGCCCCUGAAAGCGAGUCGGAACGAUCCGCUUGUAACGCAGUUCGACGACGAUGAACUGAUCACCUUAACGCCAAAUAAUUCCACCAACAACGCUAGUAGCCAAAUCGUACUCGAAUCUAGUGACACGAUGAAUCGAACAACCGGCACAGACAAUGGCCAUCACCUGCUGCUAUCCAACGGUACCAGCGCGGUACCGGAUCAUACGAUCGUGCAACAUUCGAACACGUUGCCACAUCCUUCCUCUCAUCAUCAUCAUCUUAACAGCCAUCAUAAGCCACCGGCCCCGCAGCCCCCGCAGAGGCCUCCGCUGGCACCGAAGCCCACCUUCCGCAAAGAGUCUAACGUCGAUGUGGCUGACGCUAACGCUACCGCCAAUGCUCCUUCAUCAUCCGCACACCCUGCCUCCCGAACGGAGCGUUCUCCCAGGGACAAUCCAACGGCGCCAAUAGCUCCGACGACCUUAUCAAUCUGGACACCACCAAUUCCAGCUUCGAGUUGGAAGACUUUGAUCCCCUAAACGAAAAAGCUAGACCAAUCCCCGCUGGAACGAAGCCAGCUCGCAGUAGUCUACUAACAUCUGGGGCCACAUCACCACAGCCGACCCCAUCGGCCACGUACGGUUUCAAUAAUCCCGUUUACCCUUAUUUCACACCACCAUUCCUUCAUGGCACCAAAUCGGCCAUCUCGACGCCACUUUCUUCGUCCUUCAACGCCACGACCCAAAUGCAACACAACUUCAACAACCAUCACCACCACCCAGCACACCAUCAGCACUCGCUCUCGCAAGGGAACUUUCCAUCCGUUGGGCCAGGAGCAGGGACGACUGGUUUUAGUCCUGGUAGCGGUCCCACUAAGAUCCCCAACCACAGCGUACAGGACGAUUUCGAGCUGUUACGAAACUACGGUCUAGAUAAGUUCUCGCUUCUAGAUAGCGCUAGCAGCAGCAAUAUCGGCAUCAACGGUAAGCAACAACAUCACAUGGCAAGUCUUCUCAGUAACAGCACCCAGCUACAGGGAAAUAUGACCACAACCACAACGGCUAACGGCAGUAGGGAUAGCGGUAGCAGUUUGAAACAGUUCGGCACAAUCAAUAGCAUGGCCAAUGGUCGCCCGAGCUCAGUAGGUGGCAGCACUAAGGCGGCGCCCGGCAAAUGGACCACCUUCGACUGAGACUCAACACUAGAUUUGUCCGUGGUUCGUUUGGUGGUACUCCGUGUACAUAUGUAGUAGAUAGUAGGUAUGUGCAUUUUAGGUUUCAUCUCUUGCUAGGUUUGAGUUUUCGAGACGAGCAAAAUAUAUCCAAGAGAUACAGACAGAAUAGUAUUUCCCAUUGCGUUUAGUCCGUUUUUUUUUGUGUUGAAAGUGUUUUCUUUUCUGUUAUUAGGACAUUAUAUUGUUUUUACAGAGUGUGAUCUAUGUCCACUAUUGCGGGGCAGAACAGCGAUAGUGGUAUACAAAGAUAGAACUGUUAUAUAAUUUAUAUAGACCCAUUAUCUAGUGGUAGUAUUUAUCCUAUUGGGGGGAGAAUAAAGAAUAGAAGAAAUUGGCAAGCAAA